Molecule: messenger RNA, 2613 nt
Organism: Rhagoletis zephyria (snowberry fruit fly)
Lineage: Eukaryota; Metazoa; Arthropoda; Insecta; Diptera; Tephritidae
Source: RefSeq, a predicted model, not a curated record
UAAUUUUUUUUAGUCCAUAGAGGCAUUUCCCUUGACCAGCGGAAAGCAGCUUUAAUUGUUAUCUAAAUUAUCGAUAAACCGAAUUUAACUCGAACAAACGCAGCCAUUUUAUAAGGCGAAUUCACUUGCGUUUUGGUAAACAAAAUUUAAAAGAACCAAGACGAAAUCGGACGUAGUAGUUAAAGCGAAUGGAAACGUUGGAAAAUUACGAACCAUUUAGAAUCAAAAAUUAUACAGAGGUAGCACAAUGCGGAGGCACCGACAACCAAAAAUAAAAUCGAAAGUUGUUUUGGGAAAUUUCGUCCAUGUUUAGUGUUGAGUUAAAUGUACACACUGUGUUUGUAAAUAACACUUGUUGUUGGUUCUUAGAAUUAAGAUUACUUUUAAAAUGAAUGGCUCUUAAACUUAUUAUGUUAAAAUCGCCGUAGAAUUUGGCAUUUCUCAAGUUUUUCGAAUGGUCUCCGUUAGGCAUCAACUCUGAUUAUGCUUCUGAAACCUUUCAUAUCUAAAACUUUAUUUUCAAAAACAUUCUAUGUGUUAGAAAUGAUUUGCAAAUUUUAGUUUUAAGAAUGCCUACUUGGACACAUACUUAAUUUAUCUACUGUACGUAUGCAUGCCUACCUUUAAUUAUAUUCAUAGAUUCUGAACUGCAGAUGCCUAAUAACGCCACAAUGCCGUCAGCGUCGCCAAUCGCACAACGACGCGACUCCAUACUGAAACACCAGAACAGCGUGAAAACUGAUAAGCGAGUCAGCAUCAAACAGGGCAGCCAGAAGAGCAGCGGCAAUAAGUUGCAAAUGACUUCAAAUCUAGAGUACAUCUCAGAGAAAGCCUCGUCGUUGUCAUCGUCUGCCUCAACGUUGCCAUCAAGCGGUUCGACGACGCUGGAGCGUCGGCCUAGUAAAACGACAGCAGGUCCACGUCCUGCCUCGCUGGUCAUCACAAAGAACGACAAUAAGGGAUCACAAUUCAAAUUAGUGCGCUCUUCCUCGGUGGACUACGAGGAUAUCGAGAGCCAAGUGCCGACGCGCACGGUAAACAAGAUUAUACUCGCUGAGCACUUGCAGGAGGAUGAAUCCGCACCGUUAGUAUUCACUGUACACAAAUGAGAGCAACCUUUGGGGCCUGUUCACCUGCCGACUGACGGCGGUCGUGUGGGAUGUCUACUUGAAAUUGGUAAAUAGGAGUUAGGCUGUGUAUGGGUAAAGAAGUCUUCGCAGCAAAGCAGGCAAAAACGUCGCAAAACGAAGGUUCACAAUCCCAUAGCCAACUUUAGAAGAGCGCGCGAAGCGCAAAUAAUGUUCAGCGGAAUUGUCAAAAUACUUUUUAUACCUUUUAUUUUUUAGAUAGCAAAUUCGCCUACAUAUGUUUUCUGUAAAUGAAUAGUGCUAGCGCUGGUGCUUUACAUAUAUAUACAUAUAUACAAGGAUAUAUUUUUUCAAAUUUUCAAUUACACUUACAAACAUAUACAUAUAAAACUAUUUAGCCAAAUAUUUUUUAGAGUAAUAACUAUUGUAUUGUGAGUUGACUUAUAUUUUUGUGUAUAUAUAUAAUAUUGUAGUGUUUAACUGAAAAUGAUUCGCAACGAUGCCUAAGAAUCGAGUGAGCCUAAAUGUUUAUAUAUGUAUCUAUGUAUUUAGACGCCUAAUUCAAAAAGUAAAAAUAACAAUAACAAUUAUACCGUUAAUAUAGUUUAUUGUUGACGUUUUUUUUUCACUAAAAGUUAAAUAAAAUGUUUGGUGAAAAAUAUUCGAGUGCUUUGGGUGCCAACCCACAUCUUACCAUUUAAGUAUUUAAUUAUAAAAAAUAUAGUUCAAUAAAAGCAAAUGUUACAAAAAAUAUACAUUUUAGCAUACACAAAAAAAAAACUACAUACAUACAUGCAUAUAUACAUACAUAUAUGUAUGGGGACGUAUUGCCAACGUUUUCCAAAAUGUAUUAAGUUAUAGAUUUUUUAUAGAUUAUACAGUUUAUUAAUUAAUCGUUAGUGGAACGAGCAAGAGAGACUACAGUCGUUUUUUGCAACAAAUUGCACUAAAACUGUUUCUGCUUUUGAUAGAAAGUAAAUAUUGAAUUAAUAUAAACUAUACUUUUGAAGAACGUUUGCGAUAUGUAUGUAGACUCAAAAACUAUAGUAUAUCUAUUGAUACGAUACAUAAGACAUAUACGCAAGCUUCAAGAAGCUAUUAUAAACACAACUUGUAGCAGAAAGGAAUAAAGAGUGGCAUUAAGAUUUAAGUCACAAUUGGAAAAUGUAGCCGUUCUUUUAAUUAUUGACACAAAUAUUUCGCUGAAUUCUUUUUUGUGCAUUAGCAUAGAUUCCGCUGUUCCUAUAGCUACUAUAUACUCCAGUCACUGUUCAAUACAGCUUGGGUCGGGCACUGGGACACUGAUGACUUGUGUUUCAUAGCGAAUGGUUAUUUCUCAGACCUUUCUAGCUUCUCUACUAUGCGUAAUCUAACCUACGAAGUCAGCUUCGACAUUCCAGGUGGUAAGGACGAAGGAGAUUAAGCUGAACUUAAGCAUUCGGUCGGUGGCACUACAAGCGUUGUAAAUUAUGCCAAGCCUGUAUGGUCGCCAGCGGCUGGUAGAAACUUCAAAGCUGCUAGACAG